AUGGCCACCCCGUGCCGUGUGGAAGAAUGGUUUCAGCAGGUGCCACACCUGAUUUGGGAAGAAGGUUGGGAGCCUCUCAUGGAUUCCUCCCGAAGCAGUCUUUGGCGCUGUGACUGUCCCUGGGGCGGCGAACUCUUGCGGAUCCGGGUGGAGGUCUACGUGGAUAACGUUCCAGAGAACUUCUCAUACUUGCUGGUGCGACCAGAGAUUCGUGCCUGGUUCGGGCGCGGCAACUACCAGCUGGAUGACCUGCAGAUGUUGAAACACCAAGCUCCCGGCGAGGCGCAGCUGCAGCAGUUUCAUUCCUGGGGCCUUGGCUCCUUUUGCAGUUCGUUCCUCGAAGCUUCGGAUGAUGUGAGCAUGAGGCAGCAGAGCAGCUGGCGGAUUUCCUGGCAACGGAUCUCCAGGGACUUCCCCGCCGAGGGCGAUUGCUCCCUGAGCUUCUCGGGGGAGUCUUCGGGACUCCUCCUUUGCCGUCCUUCCUCGCAGAGAGCCGGCAAUUCUCGCUACGAACUCUAUGGCUUCUUCCACGUGUCCCAGGAACAAUACGACUCCUGGUCUUCCCUCCACCUGCGGCUCUUGUUGGACUCUGCCACUCGUACCGCCCAGUGGUUUGUGAACCGUCCUGGCAUCGAUGAACUCAGGGCGCUCGACAAGGAUUUCUAUAGCGUCCUCACCGUGCAGUCUUGCCGCCGUGGGCUUCCGCUCUUGCCCAUGGCCGUGGAGGAAACCGAGUCUGCGCAGUGCGCUAUGGGCUCCCGGGAUUGGGUGACCAUUGACGACGGGCAAGAGCUUAACCUGGACCGAUGGAUGCGCUUCGAACCUGGAAAGUAUGGCCAAGACAAGUUCUACUUGUCGCAAUACAUCCGACUUUUCUUGGCCAACCUGAAUAUCCACAGCCACUUCCCAGUCUACAACUCAUUGGACGGAUGCAAGUUGGCUUCCUUCCAAUGUGUGGUGCGCAGAGAUGAGUGGAACUCAGUGAGGGAUCGCUUCUACAAAGCCUUCUUGAUGCAGAAGAAGGCUUAUCGUCGUGCCAAUGGUGGCAGCACCGCCCCUUCGCUCCAAGAGGAUGUGAAGCCACGUUUCCUGCAGGUGGAACGUUCCGAGCUACGAGCACAAACCUUGCAGAGGUUGCACCUUCCAGAGGAGCAGCAGGGGAAACACAAAGUGGUAGUGCGAAGAACCUUCUUGGACGUCGAUGACCCCAUCUCCCCCGCCUCCGAAACUGAUGGCCCAUCUCAGCGUUCCAAUCGCCGGCACCGCACCACCAGCAUCCUUCAUGUCCGCGCCUGUGGCGCCUGA
This is a messenger RNA of Durusdinium trenchii, 1305 nucleotides long. NCBI's taxonomy places the organism in Eukaryota, Dinophyceae, Suessiales, Symbiodiniaceae. The record is from the annotation of a GenBank genome assembly.